GUACGGCCACUUCUCGGGGAUCAACAGAAAAGUGCAACUAACCUACCUGCCCCAUGGGCAGCCCAAAACCUCCAGUGAGGAAGAAGACACACGUAAAGAAGGUCCGUCUCUGCUCCUGGUGCUGAAGUGGGGAGGAGAGCUGACUCCUGCUGGCAGAGUGCAGGCGGAGGAGCUCGGGAGGGCGUUUCGCUGCAUGUACCCCGGAGGACAAGGAGACUAUGCUGGAUUUCCAGGCUGCGGGUUGCUACGGUUACACAGCACCUACAGACACGACCUGAAGAUCUACGCAUCCGACGAAGGCCGCGUGCAGAUGACGGCCGCCGCUUUCGCAAAGGGCCUGCUGGCUCUGGAGGGCGAGCUGACCCCCAUCCUGGUGCAGAUGGUGAAGAGCGCCAACAUGAACGGUUUGCUGGACAACGACAGCGACUCCCUGAGCAGCUGCCAGCACCGAGUCAAAGCUCGGCUCCACGAGAUCCUGCAGAAGGACCGAGACUUCACCGACGAAGACUACGACAGGCUCGCCCCGACCUGCAGCGCUUCUUUGGUGAAUUCGAUGAAGAUCGUCCAGAACCCCGUCGCCACGUGUGAUCAGGUCUACGCCCUCAUUCAGAGUCUCACCUCACAAAUCCGCAAAAGAAUGGAGGACCCCAAAUCAGCCGACCUGCAGCUGUACCACAGCGAGACUCUGGAGCUGAUGCUGCAGCGUUGGUCCAAACUGGAGAGAGACUUCCGCAUGAAGAACGGACGCUACGACAUCAGCAAGAUACCCGACAUUUACGACUGCGUGAAGUACGACGUCAUCCACAACGCGACUCUGGGCCUCGAGGACACGCUGGAGCUGUUCAGGCUGUCCCACGCGCUGGCGGACAUCGUCAUCCCACAGGAAUACGGCAUCAAUAAAGUAGAAAAAUUGGACAUUGCGUACGCCUACUGCCUCCCGCUGGUCAGAAAGAUCCAGCUCGACCUGCAGAGGACGCACGAGGACGAGUCCGUCAACAAACUGCACCCGCUGUAUUCUCGUGGAGUGAUGUCUCCCGGCCGUCACGUCAGGACUCGUUUAUAUUUCACCAGCGAGAGUCACGUUCACUCUCUGCUCAGCAUCUUCCGCUACGGAGGCCUGCUCGACGAAGAGAAAGACCAGCAGUGGAAGCGAGCCAUGGAUUACCUCAGCGCUGUCUCUGAACUCAACUACAUGACUCAGAUUGUCAUCAUGCUGUACGAGGACAACAAUAAGGAUCUCACCUCGGAGGAACGCUUCCACGUGGAGCUUCACUUCAGUCCAGGCGUCAAAGGCGUCGAAGAAGAGGAGAACGCUCCGACCGGCUUUGGCUUCAGACCCGCAUCUGCAGAGGUAGCACGCCAGAACGGGCAGAAACAAACCGACCCCGGCAGCCUGGAGGAUCUCACACGGGACGAGACGGACCGAGCCGUGCCGCUGUCCGAGCCGAUCACCAUCCAGAGGAGAUCACCACUCAUACGCAACCAUAAGACCGGAUCCAUGGAGGUCCUCUCGGAGACGUCGUCCUCCAAAGUGGGCAGCUAUCGCCUGUUUUCCUUCUGCUCGCGUCAGUCCCCCGAGAUGAAACAAAGCGGAUUAGGCUCUCAGUGCGCCGGGCUCUUCAGCACCACUGUCCUAGGUGGCUCCUCUAGCGCCCCUAAUCUGCAGGACUACGCACGCGCACACCGCAAAAAAUUCUCCACCGGCAGUCUGUCCUACAAAGACGAGUUGUUGUCUAUGCCGGCAGUAAAACGAUUUUCUGUGUCGUUUGCAAAGCAUCCGACUAAUGGUACGUCUGCUUCUUUCAAGUAUAUU
Molecule: messenger RNA, 1813 nt
Organism: Scomber japonicus (chub mackerel)
Lineage: Eukaryota; Metazoa; Chordata; Actinopteri; Scombriformes; Scombridae
Product: inositol hexakisphosphate and diphosphoinositol-pentakisphosphate kinase 1-like
Exons: 14
Biological process (GO): inositol phosphate biosynthetic process; inositol metabolic process
Cellular component (GO): cytosol
Molecular function (GO): inositol hexakisphosphate kinase activity; 5-diphosphoinositol pentakisphosphate 1-kinase activity; diphosphoinositol pentakisphosphate kinase activity
Source: RefSeq, a predicted model, not a curated record